This is a messenger RNA of Pseudomyrmex gracilis, 1580 nucleotides long. RefSeq names its product golgin-45. The transcript has 6 exons. The record is from RefSeq and is a predicted model, not a curated record. The coding region runs from base 177 to 1508 and encodes 443 amino acids. Gene Ontology annotation, biological process: Golgi to plasma membrane protein transport; Golgi organization. NCBI's taxonomy places the organism in Eukaryota, Metazoa, Arthropoda, Insecta, Hymenoptera, Formicidae. Gene Ontology annotation, cellular component: Golgi membrane.
UUGUGGGGUGACGAUGUUGCGUGACACAAGGUGUAAAAUCCCACGCUGAGUUUCCGUUACUUUUUACUUAACAUGUGCUCAAUUGUGUUAUAAUUUGCACAAUGUAAACAGUGACAACUGAAGUAAAUGUUAUUUAUUAUUUCGCGUGUCCGCAAUAAUUGUCUACACUGCCAAACAUGAGCGUUUCCGCAAAUCUCAAGAAACACAGCGUUCACUGUCAACCAGAUGUUCAUAUAAUGGGUUGUGUCGAGCGAACGCAGGGAGACGGAAUGGAAAAUGUGACGGUAGACAAAGUUGAGACUAACAGCAGCACGACUAAUAAGCAGACACGAAGUCGUUUGGGUGACACACUUAUUUACCAUCCUACGAAUCUGAAGCAAUUGGGGUCAACUGCUCCGGUCACUCCCACCGGUACAAUAGUAAAGUUAGUGCCAAAGAAUAUUAGUAGCGCAAAGCAGGAAAAGCGUAUUUUGCAUUCCUUAAAGUUAAAAGAACCGAAGUUCGUACCGUACGAACCGUACAAGGCAGCUGUUAAUCCGAUAGUGCCACUGAAAAAAAAGAAUAAAAAAUUGCCUAGGAAGGAGUCAAAUGUGAAUUCUACAGUUGCUCAAAUUGCCGCGAUGAAGAUUCAGGAUUCGGAUGCGAGAGCGAAGGAUUGUGCCGAAGAAAGUCGAGAGAAAUCGUGGGAGAACGAAUGGAAGAGCGAGAAAGAGGCGUACGAGGCUGAAAUUCGCAAACUGAAGGAGGAAAAUAGUCAACUGGAAACCCAGUUGAAAUUUCAAGCACAGGUCAAUGGAGAGUUAAAGAAUUUGUUGGUUGCUGCAGUGGGAGAAGAUUUGGAAACAAGAGUCGAUCUGUUGACUAAAGACAAUCUGCAACUUGCACGAGCUCUCUUGAACUCUGCCCAGUCUCUGUCCACGCAUCAAGAACAAAUGGAAUGGUUGGCAGGCCAGUGCGAAGUUUGGAGAAGUAAAUUUCUAGCUAGUAGCUUAAUGGUGGAAGAUCUGGCGAGAUGGAAAGCUGCCCUUUGCCAGAGAGCGACAGAACUGCAGGAAGCCAUAAAACGACUGUUAGAAGAACACAACGUCAUUCGCGAUACAUCGCUCAAAACAUAUAAAAUGCUCACAAUCUUGCGAGAAAAAUUUGACGCUGUAGGAACAACGUCCGGCAAGAAGCAUGAAUUAGCCGGCGCUAAUAUUUUAGAUCUUACUCAGGGAUGUUGUCAACUCGCAGAAAUUCUCAAAGUCAGUCUGCUCAGUGGUAUUCCCGAUUCGGAAUUGCAAAAAGAGAUCAACACAAUUGGUUUGGAUAUGAAAACUCUUGCCGAGAAUAACGCAGAAAAAUUGUUGAUGAAUCAAAAACUUCCCAUGACCGGAAGAGAGGAUGUCGCUUGUACCGCGGUGAUGGGAGCGGCAGUUGCAGUCGGCGGACAAAUGUUCCUUCCACGAUGCGAUACUAACAAUGUCACAUGUUGCCCACAUUGCAGUGGGGAAAUUAAACAAAUUUGAAAAUAAACCCCUCCUCCUCCCCUUUUAUAUCUUCCAUUCUCAUUGCACUUUUGAUACUAAAUAUAUUAGAUA